Molecule: messenger RNA, 2340 nt
Organism: Cladocopium goreaui
Lineage: Eukaryota; Dinophyceae; Suessiales; Symbiodiniaceae
Source: the annotation of a GenBank genome assembly
AUGGCAAACUUCAAGGUUGACGCCCUAGAUGUCAUUCUUGCGGUGGCCACAAGGGACGUGGACGUGGGUGCUUCGAAGCCAACCAGAACGCUACGCUGCAAAAGACUUCGCGUGCUUUGCCUGCACUACUUUUUGGACAAGGACUUCGUGCAACUUGAUCCUGCAACUGCUGCCCAGUUGAUACUGGUAGCGGAGCGGUUGCGCUCCUGGGCUCCACUGCGCUACUCCAUUUUCACCAUCUACUUCCACUCCAACUUCAACUUUCCUGCUGAGCUCUUUGAUAGCAUCAACUUAUGGACGGCUUGGAAGUUAGUUGAAAGUUUUGAUGUGACCAAGAUUGACGAAGAGAAGCCGUUCGAUGAUGUGAUCUCCAUUCUUGAUGCAGCUUUCAAGUAUGAUGCCAGAGUUCGCAUGCCCCAAGACUUUGAUGCCUACUUCAACUUGUCACGACGGCCAGGUACCACCCUGUUGAACUUUGUCACAGAGCAUGAUGAGAAGUUGAGGAAGCUGGCAGAACAUGGAGUCAAGCUUCCGGAUCAAAUGCAGGGCUGGAUUCUUUUGCGUCGUGCCAAUUUGACCAAGGAGCAGCACCAGCUUGUCCUUUCCCAGGCUCCGAAGCUUGAGAAACUCAGGGUCCAAGAAGCGCUGUUUGUGAUUCUUGGACAGGCCUAUGCUGCUCAGGAUGAUCAAGACUUUGAUGAGCCUGAGGUCCUCGAAGAGGCCUACUAUGAGUAUGAUGAGAAAUACGAAGGUGAUGACCCUAGCUGGAUCGGUGAUGAGUCAUUUGAUGGCGAUGCAGCCUACUUCCAUGAGGAUGACGACGCCUUUGAGGGUUCUGAGCUUGGCGACAACUUUGACGUUGAAUCGUAUGACAUGGCGUAUGCUGCAUAUCUUGAUGCUCGUCGCCGUUUUCAAGAUCUCAAACUUUCCCGAGGUUUUCUUCCAGUCGUUGCUCUGACUGACCAAGGAGCAGCUUCGCCUACGAGCACUGGAUCCAACUCUCCCUCCAAGGGAAAGGGCUAUGGCAAGAAAGGCGGAAAGGGCAAGGGCAAGGCUCGAAGCUCUACCACUGUUCGAUAUCCACCUCGUGGCGAUCGACGUGCACCUGACCCCAAGGGCCGAGCUUCAGCUGUGCUUCAAUGCCUCCGAUGUGGCGCCUAUGGUCACCAAGCUGCACAAUGCCCACGACCUGCUAAGCACUCAGGUUCCACCUCUGCACCUGCAAGCCCUUCCAAAAAGCAGCACAUCGAGGGAAUGGCAGUCACUUGUCUUCCAAGUGAGCAUGGACAUGUGAUUUUUGAAGAUUUAGCAGGGCGACCUCGAGUGGACUGCACAAUGCUUGACCCAGGUGCUAGUGCUUUCUUGAUGGGUUCAGGUCCUUUCCACCGUUAUGUGGACCAUCUUCGACAACUUGGGUUUGAUGUGAAUGGAAUUGCAAUGACCAAGACGUCGCGCACUUUCCACUUUGGCGGCGACCAUUCCACCACGAGCCACUGGAUUGCUCGUGUGCCUGUCUUCAUCAACAACUCCUUUGGCUACGUUCAGGCCUUCAUCAUUGCUGGCGAGACUCCAAUGCUUCUUGGGCGUCCGAUCAUCGAGAGCCUUGGCAUUGUGAUCAACUUCAAGCGGCAACAAAUGAUGUUUGAGGGCCAUGACUGGCGACAGAUCAUUGUCGGACGGCAUGGUGAGUAUCUUCUCUCACUCACCGAGGAUUUUGAUGCAGAGCUGGCCUCACAACCUCCAAGUUUUGACCUCAGCCUGGACGAUCAGUCGCAGGCUUCAGAUGGUUCCACUUCACAGCCUUCACAGGUCUUGGACUUUCAGACCUAUCAACAGCAAGAGAAGGUUUUUCUUGGUUCUGAUGCUCCUCAGUGCUUACCUGGUGAACGCAACGUCCUCAACAAGCACUGGAAGAUGUUUGAAAAUGCCCUGGUGACCGAGGAAAAACGAGUGCAUGCCACUGUCACUCGUGAACUCAACGACCCUGAAGUCAAACCUCGUGUCAUCUGGGAGGUUUAUGCUGGUGAGUCUCGAAUGAGCCAGAUUGCUGAGACUCUUGGAUGCCAUGUGGAAUCCUUCGGCUAUGAGACCGGCUGGGAUUUUGACUUGCCAUCCCAACGGAAGGCAUUCAUGAUGCGUUUGAACAUGGAAAUGCCAGACGAGGUCUUUUUGGCUCCUCGCUGUGGACUUUGGAGUCGCAUGCAAGCAAUCAAUGCGACCACUCCUGAGAAGAAGGAAUCCCUCCAGCAGCAGCGAGAUGACCACCACAGGGAAUCAUCUCAAGUUUGUCAAAGAGAUCUACCUCUCCCAAGUUCAUGGCGGUCGACAAGCCCACAUUGA